ACUAAAAUGGAUCAAGCGAAACCUACUAAAAAGAUUGAGAAAUUAGUUAACCUUCCAAAAAAUAGAAAAAAUUUACAAUCAAAUUCAUCAACCAUAAAGGCAACUAUUAAAAAUGAUACUAAAACAACGUCUAAUACAACUACAAGUACAGUCAACAAAGUUACUCCCAAAAUUAAUAUUAAAACCACUUCCACAAAUUCCUCUCAUCAAAAUAUAUAUUUUUACAAUUCAGAACAUUUAUUUAGACCUAAAACAAAUAGAAGAUUAGAAAAAGAGAAAGCACUGAUGAUGGAAUGCUUAGAAAAAUAUAGAAGAGGAGAAUUUGAUUCCCCACAAAGUUUAGAAAACACAGAUAGUGAUGAUAAUGAAGCCAAUGGAGAUGAAGGUGUUUAUAAAGAUGAUAAAUUUGAUAGCUUAGCCUUCAAAAGAGUAAAAACUAAUGAUGGUGAACCUAUACAAGGUAGAAGUGAUGAUGAUAAUACAAAUUCUAUGUCUUAUAAACAUAGUAAAUAUUUUACACCUAAGGUAUGUGAUUCAUAUUCUUAUCCUAACUCCACAUCAGUAUCAGAUAAUAUUUCAUCUCUUAAAACUUCUAAGAUCAACCUAAAAAAAUCCUCAAAAUAUUUUUCAAGAGAAUCAGACAAUAAAAAUAGCAUAGAUUUAGGAUAUUAUAGUCUAGGUCAAAAUGGUGUAAGUUCGAAACCCAUUAAGUCAAAAUUAGGCCAGAAUGCCAAAGCUGACAUGCAAGACUUAGAUAAAUCUUUUAGAAAAUUUACCCCCUUGGAAUUGCAAUUUCUCAAUAUGAAAAAUGAAUGGCCAGAUGCAAUUCUGAUGAUUGAAUGUGGAUACCGCUAUAGAUUUUUUGGAGAUGAUGCCCAAAUGGCAUCCAAAUUACUAAACAUUCAAUGCAACCCAGACAAAAACUUUGUCACCUCUAGUGUACCUGCCCAUAGACUAUCAGCCCAUCUUAAACGCUUGGUUCAAGCUGGACUUAAAGUAGCGGUUAUUAAUCAAAAUGGUCAUUCAAAAUUGCUGGAUUGCCCUGACAAUUUUUACGAUAGAAACUUAUCCCACCUUUACACUAAAUCUACCUUUCUUAUCACCCCUCACUAUGAAGAAUAUGCGUUAUUUGACAAAGUUGUUGAUAAUUCCAUGAGCAUCAAACAGGAUCUUGAAUAUACGAAUCCUCUAGAAGAGGAACUAGACAUGCAAGAUUCUCAAGAUAUCCCUGGGGCAUUGGUCAUUAUGUAUCAGGACAAUGGUGGGAAGUCAAAAAAGGCACUAUCCACAUGGGAUUCAACCAUGACCCUGCCCAUAUUAGCUGUCAAGUUCGGCACUGGCGAAAUAUCGUACAAUGAAAUUUCCGGAGAGCAACACUCUACAACCUUGAAAAUGAUCAGUCAAUUAGAGCGCCUUAUGACGUCAUUAAAGCCCACAGAAAUACUUUUGCCGGAUGGGGCUAAUUUGUGUGAAGAAGUGGAAAAAGUUGUGAAAGAUGUGGUCAGGCAAAGCGUCAAAACGGGAGACCUGAUCAGAGUGGAAAGGCUCAGUCCUUCUCAAUUCGAAAAAGAUGAUGUGCUGGAAUAUCUGACCGUAUCAUUAUUAUCAUGCAAUAAAUCAGAAAACAUUGGAUUACUUACCAAAAACGAUCGCUUGCUUCGACGAGCAACAUUGCAUUCCGUCCUCGUUAGGUAUUUGAAAACGGGGUUUUUUAGUGAGCGCGCCAUAAACGCGCUGCUUCCUCUGGAUCAGAUGAUUUUAUCGAUGCGUGACGAGCCGAAUAGCAAGAUGGCGACCGACGGAAAUCUGCUGGAACAUUCUGCGAGUCUUUACUCGCAUCUGUUUACGGGAAAGGAUGGUAGAGCCUCUCCUAAGACUCCACAGGGAAGAAGAAAAUUGCUAAAGUGGAUCGAGGAACCUUUGACUAACCUCAACAAUAUAGAAGGCAGACUGGACACCGUGGGAGAAUUGCUUGGACUUGUUAAUGAUUCUUCCCAAGAUUCGUUACUCACCCUGAGCCUGCUAAAUUCCAUCCUCUCUUCUAAUAAUUCUGGAACAGAUCUCCAAAAAGUUAUUAGUCUUGUCAAGUAUGAGCUCUGCAAACCUUCUCACAUGGCUAACAUCUUCGCGUUUUGCACAAAAUUGGACAGGGUUUUCAAAAAAUAUCGACCUAAUGACGUGGGUGAAGAUAGCAAAUUACGUUAUAUUUUCAAGAGCAGGGAACUGGAAGAAAACCUCAGAGAUAUCUCAAAGAUAACAGCGAGAGUGAAUGACGAACUGCAGAAGGAUUUUCUUAGAACUGGAUUGGUGAAUAUCGAAGCCUUAAGGCAAAACAAUAUAGAGAACAUUUUCAACAACCCCAAUGAAGAGAAUUACUCCUUCAAUUCUUCUUCUCUUGUCGAUUUCUCUAGCGCGUCAACGCUGAACGCACUCGUUCAAAGUGUUCCUGAAUUAACACGAUUAAGAUACGCUAAGCUUGACAUUAUGGACUCCCUGGAGACUCACCUGCAUAACCUGACUGCUGUCACAAACCCGCAAAUUGAAAUCGUUCGAAAUUUCUCCGUUUAUCACGAAGGUUACAAACGGAUAGGCGAGAAUUUCAAAGCCAAAAAGACUGGCAUGGGCACUUGCUUGCGAGUUAGUAACGAUGACGUUAUUGCCGGAACCGUUAAAAUACCUCUCGAGUGGAUCAGGAUUAAUUCAACUAAAAAAUGGUCCCGUUACAAAGACCCUUUCAUAAUAGACAUCGAUGCUCGUUUUAACCAAUGGACAGCUUCCUUUUCUCUGCAAUUCAAUAGAAUUUGGAAAGAUUUCCAACGUUAUUUCGAUGCUACUUACUUUAACGAUAUCAAGACAAUCCUAGAUAAAAUAGGGGAUCUUGAUUGUUGGAUGUGCUUAGCACUUCUUUCUUCCCAACCGGGCUACACUCGUCCCUUUUUUAUUCAGCACGGCAAACUCUUGCAUAUCGAAGGUGGCAGGCACCCUUUUGACAUAUCAGGCACAAGGCAUAAAGAUUUUAUAAGCAAUGAUACAUUCUUGGAUCUCGAAAACAGGCGUUGCAUGAUUCUGACCGGACCUAACCAGAGUGGAAAAUCUACUUACCUACAUCAGGUGUGUAUGCUAGCUAUUCUGGCCCAGAUUGGUUGCUACGUGCCAGCCGAUAAAUACAUCACCGGAAUUUUUGAUCGGAUAUUUAUAAAAACGGGCACUCAUGAAGAUCUCAUGAACGGCCAAUCGAUGGGCUUGUCGGAAUGGAACGACAUGGGCCUCAUUCUCAACCAAACGACCAAUAAUUCCUUGGUCUUGAUCGAUGAGUUGGGCUUGAGUACAUCUAUAUGCGAGGCGGAGGCGUUGAGCUAUUCCAGUCUAUAUUACUUGGUUGACGAGAUUAAAUGCCUAACCAUUUGCGCCACUCAUUUACCUCUGGUGACAACGUUGCAAGAGAAGUUUCCGGAAAACGUGGUUAAUUGUCACAUGUCAACCAUUUUAGAGGAAAUUAUAGUCCAAUCUACCCCCAGCCAAACAACCACUGAAACUAAUCAAGACUUGACUUACCUAUAUAAGUGCGUCGAAGGUCGAACACUUAAUAGUCACGGAAUCAAUUCGGCCCGUUGUGCUGGACUACCACGGGAUAUCGUCGACAAAGCUAAUUCCAUAGCUCGCAAAUAUGAAGCCGUAUAUCACAAUGACAAAAAAACCUUGGACAACUUUCUAGAUUAUUUCACUGAAACUCCAAGGACGAUACUAUGAUAUAUCUAUCAACCAAAUUUUAUUUAAAAGAAAUUCUAUGCACGCAGACUCGUUCAGAUUUAUAUUUAAAAUUAUACAAUAUAUAGAUUUAUAAAUUAUUAUUUAUUUUUUGGAAUUUAUAUAUGUAUUCAUAAAAUUGGAAAAGUUUUUUAUGUAUAAUAUUUAUCAUAUAUAAACUUUGUAUAUAA
Messenger RNA from Gordionus sp. m RMFG-2023, 3938 nucleotides. Its product is annotated as DNA mismatch repair protein Msh3-like. The record is from RefSeq and is a predicted model, not a curated record. Gene Ontology annotation, cellular component: nucleus. Bases 7 to 3750 code for a protein of 1247 amino acids. Gene Ontology annotation, molecular function: ATP binding; mismatched DNA binding; ATP-dependent DNA damage sensor activity. Gene Ontology annotation, biological process: mismatch repair; mitotic recombination. Lineage: Eukaryota; Metazoa; Nematomorpha; Gordioida; Chordodea; Parachordodidae. The transcript is spliced from 17 exons.